Messenger RNA from Funneliformis geosporum, 144 nucleotides. Lineage: Eukaryota; Fungi; Glomeromycota; Glomeromycetes; Glomerales; Glomeraceae. The record is from the annotation of a GenBank genome assembly.
CUUGACAGUGAUGUGGUAGAGGUACGUGCAGAACAACUUCAUGCCUAUCAACCUGACGGUGAACGUUCUGCAUGCAAAGGUAGACUACUGUGUCGUAUGACUGUCAAACAAACUCAACAAAAUUGCAAUCAUGUUCUUCAGUAG